Molecule: messenger RNA, 2673 nt
Organism: Lycium barbarum (goji berry)
Lineage: Eukaryota; Viridiplantae; Streptophyta; Magnoliopsida; Solanales; Solanaceae
Exons: 6
Coding region: 1-2673 (890 amino acids)
Source: RefSeq, a predicted model, not a curated record
AUGGCACUAGAACAGUCUCAAUCACAAACUACUGUGCUUGUUACUACUUCUGAUAAUAUUAGCACUAGUUUUACAAUAGAUGCUUCCCAUCCUUUGUAUGUGCACCCUUCAGACAAUCCGGGUAUUAUGUUGGUGCCAACUCCUUUCUCUGGGUUUGGUUAUAACUCCUGGAAAAGGAAUGUGCUUAUUGCUUUGUCUGCUAAGAAUAAAGCUAGUCUAGUUAAUGAUAUUGCUGAGAGUGUUCUUCAUUGUAACACUACAAGAGACAUUUGGAAAGACAUAAAAGAGAGGUAUGGUCAGUCCAAUGCCAGUAGGUAUUACCAAAUCCAAAGGGAAAUUGCUGAAGUUUCCCAAGGUGAUUCAGAUAUUUCUAGUUACUUUACCAGGCUUAGGAGACUUUGGGAUGAACUUAAGACUGCCUCUUUUGGCCCAGAAUGCACUUGUGGGGCAGAACCACAAUGCAAUGCGGGACAAAGACUUAUCAAGUUCCUCACUGGGCUUAAUGACUCCUAUUCAAAUGUGAGGAGCAAUAUCCUCAUGAUCACUCCUGUCCCAACCUUAGGGAAGGCAUAUUCAAUGCUCCUUCAUUAUGAGAAACAAAGAGAAAUACAAACACCAAGACCCCUUUUCCUUUCAGAUUCAACUUCCUUCAUUGACAAAGUUAGUCCUAGUACAUAUGGUUCAACCUCUGGGAAGGUUGUCCUUAAUUCUUAUGCUCCAACUUCUGGGAAGCCUAGUCCUAGCUCUUAUGCUUCUAGUUCUGGGGGUGUUUCUGGUACAUAUGCCUCAACUUCUGGGACUAAGUCUUACAGUCAAAGGGUUAAUUUUGAUCAUAGAAAGCCAGAGCUGGUGUGCAAAUACUGCAAGAGGCAUGGUCAUUCAGUAGAGAAAUGCUAUAGGUUACAUGGGUUCCCUGCUGACUUCAAGUUCACAAAGAACAAGAAGAGUGCAGCUUGUGUUCAAGUCAAUGAUGGUCAGCUGACACCAUCAGCUUCAUCUGAUAGCUUUUCAUCCUCAUUCUCUCCUGCUCAUGGUUUCUCAAGGGAACAAUACAGUCACCUCAUGAAACUAUUCCAGCAGUCUCAAAUCCCUGAUUCUACCACAAAUACUGCAGAUGGUUCUGCUGCUAUGGCUGCCUUUGUAGGUAUGGUUUGUAGUUUUGCUACUUACACUGUGGCUUUAUCUUGUGCAUCUAAGUUGAAGGAUAAUAGUUGGAUCAUAGAUUCCGGAGCUACAAACCAUAUGACACCACACAAAGAUCUUCUUCACAAUAUAAAACCACGUCCCUUCCCUUAUCUUGUCACCCUUCCUAAUGGUUACAAAGUCAAGGUCAAUUGCACUGGCUCCUUGUUAUUGUGCAGUGACCUUGUACUGUGCCCCUUCUAUAAAGAGGCCUUGGAAGCUGGUAGAGCAGUAAAUGGGUUGUACGUUUUCCAAUCUCAUUCUACAAGUUCCUUGUCCAUCCCCCAUGCGGUAAAUACCAUAUCUGUUGUUAAUGCUAGUACUUCUUGUGAUUACAGUGCUUAUGAUUACUCUAGAUUUACAUGGACACGUCUCCUAUCUUGUAUGAGCAAUGCCUUCAAUACCAUUAAAGCUUUUAUUUCCAUGAUCAAAAAUCAUUUUAAUGCCACUGUCCAAACAAUUAGAUCUGACAAUGCUUUUGAGCUUGGGUCAAGCACAGAGGCUUCUUCUUUCUUCUAUGAUUCUGCCUUCUCCUCUGAUUUUGUAGAUGAUCCUUCUCAUCUCUCUUCUUCUUCUCCUCCUUCACUCUCCUCUUCUCCUUCACCCACAACAACAUCUGUACCUUCAAAUUCACCCUCCACACAACCACCUUCAUCCUCUCCACCAUCUCCUUCUUUUCCAGUUCUUCCUCCAAUUUCUGUUCCCACAAGGGCUUCUUCCAAACCUAAAACUACUCCCAAGUACCUUCAUGAUUUCAUUUGUUCUUCAGUUUCCCUUACUGUCCCUAUUAAUCCUACUUUUUCCUCAUCUGAGUUGCACAUACAUGAGCCACAAUACUAUCAACAGGCUACCUCCAGCCCUGACUGGCAUGCUGCUAUGGACCUAGAAUUCAAGGCACUUGAUGCUGUCCACCAACUAGAUGUCAACAAUACCUUCCUUCAUGGUGAUCUCCAUGAGGAAGUUUACAUGAAAAUUCCCCAAGGUUUGUCUGUUCUGUCCAACAAUUCUGAUCCUCCUUUAGCUUGUAGAUUAAAGAAAUCCCUCUAUGGACUUAAACAAGCUUCAAGGCAAUGGUUUGCCAAGUUAUCUAAAUCUCUUCUAACUAUGGGUUACACUGCUAGCAAGAAUGACAGUUCACUUUUUUCCAAGAUGUCUUCCUCCUUAUCUUUAUUGCUAGCUUUGUAUGUUGAUGAUAUUCUCCUGGUGGGAGAUGAUGAUUCUGAAAUUUCUGCCCUCAAGAACUUCUUGGAUGCUCAGUUUAAAAUUAAAGAUCUUGGUUGUGUCCACUACUUUCUUUGUCUUGAAGUGUCCAAAGUUCCUCUUAGGUAUGUGGUCAAUCAACACAAGUACACACAGGAUCUCCUUUCAGAAUUCCAUUGUGCUGAUGCCAAGCCUGCUUUGACUCCCCUUGAUCCUCAUCUGAAACUGUCUGUUGAUUCAGGGGAUCCCAUCUGUGAUCCUUCCUUGUAUACAAGACUUAUUGGGAAGUAG